Molecule: messenger RNA, 2447 nt
Organism: Klebsormidium nitens
Lineage: Eukaryota; Viridiplantae; Streptophyta; Klebsormidiophyceae; Klebsormidiales; Klebsormidiaceae
Source: the annotation of a GenBank genome assembly
GCGUUGUUGCCGUGGAGAUUGAGCGGAAGACUUCCGCAGCCCUCGUGUUAGACGUCGAGAAGAGCGAUGCGAGUGAUCCAAGGCUCAUCCCGCGACACUUGACGCCCCUUCCAUCCGCCUGUUCGGCCGCCCGCAUCCUCACCCCCCAGCACCAGUCGUGGAUCCUCCGCGCGUGCCUCGGUUUGCCUCCCCCGGGCACAAACAGCUGGUCUUUCUUCCCCUUGGGGCAAUUCCCCGGCCGCGAAAUCCUCGCUGGUGGUAACGAACGUCUUCCGAUGGAAGACCCUCGGAAUGGCGUCGCAUCCCCCCCAAAGAUGAUUCCGACUUUGUCCGGGCUUCACAUCGACCCCCCCAACCCGGUGAACGCGCCAAAUCCGGGAGAUGGGGAUAAGGGUCAUCCGAGCAGCCGGGGAAGCAGAGACGUCUGGUUUACUGGUACCCUCGGUCCGGGAGUGACAUUCCCGCCCACCAUGUUCGGUGCCGGACCCAGUAGUGAUUCGGUGCAAACCCUUUCGCCACUCCGCCGCUCGCCCCUUCUCAACGAGCACAGGGCCUAUUCCCACCCAGAAGACACCAUGGUGUCAUCACGCCAAGAGGCUAGGGCGGAGCAGAUGUACCGCGACAUGGCGCCUCUCCGGUUCGAGAACAACCUGCCCCGCAGCGAUGCGAAUAUCCCCCAAGAGCCGCAGGUGACCAGAGCGGGGCUUGCGGCUUGCUCGUUCUCGAGCGGAUUCUCGGGGGGGUCCCGCGCGAGCGCGAAGGAGUCGGGGCCCGAGUCCGUAAUGGACGUCUUCAGACGGUCCGAGGGGCUUAGUUUCAUGGGCAUGUACGGCGGAUUCCGAGACGAUUGCGCGGUGCGCGAGGCUCUGAGCGCACCACGCGAGGGUGUGCAUGUGCCCCGCGAAAUUGUGAAUGUCCCCCGGGAUGGUAUGAACGGCCCCCGCAACGGCGUCAACAUGCCCCGCGACGUUGUGAACGUGUCCCGCGAUGGUGUGAAAGUGUCUCGCGACGGGGUGAACGUGCCCCGCGCUGUGGAGCUCAGCAAUGGUGAUCACGGUAUGACAGCGUUCCCGAGGGCUCCCGACGGGUGGCUUCCCAAGCAGGAGGAGGGCUCUCGGCUGAGUAUGGCGUUCGAGCAAGAGCGGCGGACCCAGAUGGACGGGGACUCCGCCCUGCAUUUGGAGUUCUACCAGUCCCAGCAGCUGUCCCUAACGGCCAAGCCCCCCGGGCGCGCCGCAGCCUACCACCCCUGGGCUAGCAACCCGGGGUUCUAUCCCGAGGCUCUGGAUCAUCGCUCGGACAGGGGCGAUUCCAUCUUCGUCGAGUUUUCGCCGCAGGACGACCUGUGCCCCAAAGUGAAUAUCAAUCAGCUGCCGGCGAAGUUCGUGGCGACGUUCCUCUUGGGGGAUGCGAACCGGCCACGGUUCGAGUACAACGCUGCACAGUAUGCAGAACGGCUCUUCUCUUGCUACGGCGCCGUUUCCAAGACGCUGGUGCGCGAGAACAAGAACCACCCCGGCAAGUGGUUCGCGAUCGUGGAGUUCAGCUACUGGACCAACAAGGAAGUGCGCCAAAGGUUGGUGGCUGGGGAGCAGAUCCGACUCACCGACUUCUUUGAUGGCGAGGGCGUCUACGUGCGGCGCCACAAGGACAAGCAGAGCUAUAUGUCGCGCAACGGGUCGGAGCCUUCCAACGGUCUCCCCUGUCGCCCCGACUGGAAGUACACCGGAACUGACAUGCGCCUCGGGAAGCCCCUUUACCGUGGGCCGUGUUCGAUCUGCGGUCGGGAGAGUACCGUUCCCUUCAAGCCGAUCGUCAACGGACAGCCCCCACGGUGCCGCACGUGCCUUCGCCAAGAUGGGAACUUCGCUGCCCCGGGGGGGUACGCGCCCCAGGCAAUGCCGCACCCCCGCCAUGAGGACGCGCGGGUCGGAGGGCUGAUGUCGAUGCGCAAGGAGACGCUGCGGACGCUCAAUGUAGAUCGUGGCGGGAGCGGGGUGGUCCUGUUCAGGGGACGCGAGGCCGACCGCAGCGGACACCCCCACUACGUGAUGAACCACCAGGGAUUCGGCGACAUCGCCCGCGCGCGGAGCUUCGCCGGGGGUGAAGUCAGCAGGGCCUUUGCUGAGGCCACUAGGGGCCACGGUGGUUUCAGCAGGUUUGCCGGCGAGUACGGCAGCUCGGUGACGGGAAUCGACGCGUCCCCCCAGCAGGGGGAGUAUCGCCGCAUGAGCAGCCUCAGCAGUGCGGAUUUAAGCUUCUCGCACCCGGUCGAGAGGGACGAUUUCGUUUCGGGGGGGUCGUCUGGCGGCUUCUCGGGGGAAGGGGCCUCGGAGGCAAUGACAAAGCGGUUUGAAGUCGGGUGGGGUGUGGAGGAGCGCCGGGAGGGGCUUCCAGAACCCCUCGUCGAAUGGAGGGGGCUUUGGGGUUGGAACGAUGUCUGCUAA